This is a messenger RNA of Drosophila suzukii, 2967 nucleotides long. RefSeq names its product protein SERAC1. The record is from RefSeq and is a predicted model, not a curated record. NCBI's taxonomy places the organism in Eukaryota, Metazoa, Arthropoda, Insecta, Diptera, Drosophilidae.
ACUGCGCAAACGGUCUCACCAACGGAUAAGUUUAUAAAAAGGAGCGUCCCGAAAGGUUCGCCAGCAAUAACAGCUCAGCAGACCAAACAAAAGCAAACCAAAAACUAUAUAAAGUUCCAAGUGACAGCUAUAAAGCCAAACAACAAACGCCCCAGUGAUACCAACUAGUAGGGGCCAGUGUGUGAUACAAUCGUCUAAAUUUAAAGUGUGAGAAACUGAGCAAACUUUUGGCAGCCGAUCGAAAGACAAAUUCCCGUUGGUGUGAGCCGAGUGCUACAAAAAAGUAAAGGAACACUAAUAAAAACCAACCGAAAACAGGCAAUGUCAUUGGAGGAUCUCAAGUCCAAGUUGCGUCGUCAUCCCAAGCUAGUGGGCCUUGGAGGAGUGGGCCUCCUUACUGCAGCUGGUUUUUUGCUCUACGAGUCGCCGCAGGUUCGCCGCUUCCUCUCCCAGUAUGUGGACAAGAAAUCUCCGGAGCCGGACAAACGGCGCGCCGAGUACAUCUACAUCAAGUACCACAUCUACCGCGAGUCCAUGCGAAAGCUGAAGCAGAAGGAGGAGGACGAGAAGAAGUGGAUCAGCGUGAUCAUCAAUCCGAUUGGGAAAUGGUGGAAGGCGGCCAAGCACUCGGUGGCCUGGCGUCUACUCAACAUUGCCCAAACUGGCAGCCAGCCGGAGCGCCUAAAGGCGGUCCAGCAGCUCAUCUGCAUGGAUCAUUUGAAGGACUGGGAUUUCCGACAUCUGGCCCAGAUCUGCGAUGCUCGCACCGCCGUCUCAUUGGCCCGUUGUAAUGCCGACACACGCUGGUUCAUGCCCGUCCAUCGGAGGGGCUGCAUCAAGAAUCCAAAGAUGCUCCUCUCGGAGCUCCACGUGAUGUUGGCCCGACUGCGACCCAUGUCCUGCGUGGAUCACUUCUUUAGCAAAUACUUCCCCGAACAGGAUACCAUUGAGGACAUCCACGAAUACUUGACCCAGGAGCAGACCAUUGUUCUUUCCACAGCCGACACGGAUUUACUCAAGGAAAUCAUCUCCUUCCUGCACCACAUCACCAAGGAUCCCGAGGCUUCGGCCAGGCUCAUAAGAGACGGAGGCCUUGUGCACCUCAUGGAGCUGCGAAAGAUUUUCAGCGAUGACAACGAAACUCUUUCGACUCUCUGCAAGGUGUUGGCCAAUAUGUCCCUAGUCCCCGAUGCCGUGGAACAUUUCUUCUCAUCCGGUUGGGUGGGAGCCCUCGCCGAGUGGCAACAGUGCCCCGAUCUGCGACUGCAGGUGAUCUCUGCCAAGACGAUGGCCAAUCUGGAUCACGACGAUCCCAACCAGUGCACAUAUCCGCCGAAUGUCUAUCCGCUGCAUCCGCGAGUUCGCACCCGCAGGAAGCCCAAGGCGGAUAUUGUUUUUGUCCACGGAUUGCUGGGAGGGGUUUUCAUCACCUGGCGGCAGCGCGACAGGAAGCCCACGGAGCUAGGUCUCUAUGGAAAGAAUGCCUUCUACACCAGCGAAACGGAUGAUGUGUUCCUGGUGGGCGAACAGAAGAGAGUUAAUGGCAGCAAGCAAAAGAAGGAGCAGGGCAAGCCAUUGGUAGCCGGACAAGCUACCGAUGUGUCCAAAAAUGGCAGUGCAAGCCCCAAGACGGAAGCAAUUAAAGAUCCUGUCUUGAAAGCCAGUAAAAAAGUGGAGGAACAGCGACUGAACAUAAGCGAUGCGGCUACCAAGGAAUUCGUGGAAACCCUGCGAAACGAAGCAGAGUUGGACUCUGAUUGGGAGGUGGUCCAUCCGGAUGUUCCUCUAAAUGCCAACGAAGAGUGUGUCGGAAAAUUCAGCGUGUGCGGAAGUGAGUGGCGCAACCAGGACACCUGUGAGGAAUACACAAAUUGCUGGCCCAUGGAAUGGCUGCCCGAUGAUUACCCAGAUUCCAGGAUUCUCGGUAUAGAUUACACUUCAGCGGUCACAGAGUGGUCUGCCAACUUCACAAAAUACUGCCCGUGUGAAAAGGGACAGGGUCACAUUGAUGUGAGAGCCAGCACUCUGCUCGAGAGGAUCUCCGCUUCGGACGUUGGCAACGAUCGUCCGAUUGUGUGGAUAGGACAUUCCAUGGGCGGCCUGCUAACCAAGCUGAUACUGCUCAAAUCCCUGGACUCCCAGGACCCGAAGGUCCAACAGCUCGCCAAGAAUACCAAGGGCAUUGUAUUUUUGGGUACUCCACACCGGGGUUCUCCCAUUGCCAAAUGGAAGCAGCACAUGCAGAUGAUACUAUCGCCCUCCAUUGAGGUUAAGGAAAUGGAGGAGAACUCGCCGAAAUUGCUGGAGAUGCAUCGCCGAUUUAUGGGCUGCCUGCACACGUUCCUGCGCCAUGUGAAGGUUGUCAGUGUGGCGGAAGGAUCUCCCACCAUGCUGACCACUUUUAAGUUCCCACUACGCAUUGUCACGGAGGAGUCCUCUAAGAUAGAUUUCGGGGACUUCUAUCUGCUGAAGGAUGACCACCUGAGUCUCUCCAAGCCGAUUUACAGGCAAUCUUUUCUGUAUCAGAGACUAUUGCAUGUAAUCCGGGAGGCCAUCAAGGAGAAAUCAGAUCCAAAAGAUCAGGAUGGGCAUUCGCAAGUCGCUCCAAGUCAAGAUGUUGUGCUUAUGAACAUCGUGGCUUUCCUAUUAAAGGGAGCCAAGGGUCUGUUUGAAUCGCUGCCCAGAGUCGCCCUAAGAUUUAGCACUUAGGGUGGGUGACCAUCCCGCUACACGCUAGUACCUUAAUAGUAUCCCGAUUAGUCUAAGGAGCCUUGUAAUGUAUUUGCCCAGACUGAGCAGAGCUCUUAAUAGGGGCUAUUGCUUUUCGAUACGACGCAUCACCACCAUUAUCAGAUCCUUGUAAAUACUCUCGCACUCCAUGUAGCUUCUUAAACCUUAAUCCUAAUUUAUUUAUCUCGGUCAACGACUUAAACGUUCUAAUAAAAAUACAUACAUGUUUUACACUAA